GGCAGUAUGGAGUCCAGCGCCGACAGCCAGCAGGUUCGCCCACUAAGGGGAUCAAUCAUCAUCCGCUCGCUGACAGACGAGCAGCGAGCCGGCAGGUGUUUGACUCACCUGAGGGCAGGUGAGGAGCUGCAGCUCAGGUACGAGCAGAUGUACAUGAGCCGCGCCCGGCUGUGUGGCUGGACGGCUGCCUGGUGUGUACUGUCUGUGUGUGGUGGUCUGUGUAGCCGCCUGUACUGGUACAGCCGGCAGCGGGCAGGGGAGGGCACGUUGUCAGGGUCCGCUCUGCUACGGGAAUGUUUGAUAGACGCCGGCCUCAUCAUGCUCAGCGCCCUGCCUUGGCUCUGCUGCCUGUGGGCUCUGGUGUGCUUGAUGUCUAUAGGCUCAGCGCCCUGCCCGAUGUGUCCCCACUGCAUGUGGUGUCUGCCUUGUGUCUGGAUCUUGCCCUGCAUCUUCUACCUGUGGUGCGUGUGUGUCCGCAAACCCGCCACCUUGUCUGUCCUUUACCACCGCUGCUCCUUGGACGGGCAGCGACUGACUGGCUCCCGCGACUCUCUGUAUCACCUCUACCUCAACUACUUAACCUUGAGAAUAGGCAGGUCCAACCUUGUGGCCAUUAUUGACGGGGUCGACGAUGCGCUGGCUGAGAAGGGGCGUCUGCAGAAGGAAGAACCAUCGCUGGGGAAAUGUUGCGCCGAGAUCUUCGUGUUCCAGUGCCCGGGGCAGGAGAGGGAGGCGGAGGCAGAGACAGAGGCGGAGGCGGAGGCCCGGCGCAUGAGCGACUAUGUGUCUGACUAUUUCAGCGGGUCUCACUGUGGAGGAUGUUGGAGUUAGGGCUGUGCUGACCACGACGGCACAUUCGGUGUCUUCCCACGGCCGGCCCUUUCCGUCAGCUGGAGAUGACGGACUUGACUGCAUCAUUUAUGCACCACGUCCCGUGAAUUUUAAAUCAUCAACUUUCUGAGAAAAGUGCGUGUUUACUGUACAACAGUUGGUCCCUUCUGACGUUCACUUCAAUCGCAAUAAAUACUGUGUUGGCCAGAA
Molecule: messenger RNA, 1041 nt
Organism: Leucoraja erinaceus (little skate)
Lineage: Eukaryota; Metazoa; Chordata; Chondrichthyes; Rajiformes; Rajidae
Exons: 2
Coding region: 7-831 (274 amino acids)
Source: RefSeq, a predicted model, not a curated record